Molecule: messenger RNA, 2011 nt
Organism: Jaculus jaculus (lesser Egyptian jerboa)
Lineage: Eukaryota; Metazoa; Chordata; Mammalia; Rodentia; Dipodidae
Product: cadherin-10
Exons: 10
Coding region: 431-2011 (526 amino acids)
Biological process (GO): adherens junction organization; homophilic cell-cell adhesion; cell morphogenesis
Cellular component (GO): plasma membrane; adherens junction; catenin complex
Molecular function (GO): cadherin binding; calcium ion binding
Source: RefSeq, a predicted model, not a curated record
GCGGAACCUUUCUGUCCGAGUGAGCCAGGGCUUUCCCCCUUCCCUUUUUUUUUUUUUUUUUUUCUCCUUCUUCUUCUUUCCUUUUCUCCUUAAUCAGAAGCCCUGAAUGAAAGCCAAUCAGAGAGAGAGCGUUCGCCCUGGUUUUCCUCGGUUCCCUGCCGUCCAGAGUUAAAAGUGAUGCCGAGAGAGAGAGCUUGAGUUAGACCCAAGUAGAAGCAGAGGUAGAAAAUAACAGCAGAAAACAAACAGAAAGGGCACCUGGCACAAUUUCUCCAGGGUUACACUGGCCGGAACCAACUUCCGUUACCCAGAAGCUGAUAAAACAGCAAGCCUUUGGAAAUGUUGGAAACCAGCUGAAACACAGUGAGGUCUGCUCCAGUAAAUGAAGAUUGCUUUCUCUUAACUCACAGUGGGACGUGAGAAUUGAAGCAUGGCACUAUACCAGUUAUUGAGACUAUUUUUGCUCUGGGCAUGCCUGCCACACUUCUGCUGUCCAGAGAUAAUGUUCAGAAGGACUCCUGUGCCACAGCAAAGGAUUUCAGAUGCACAUGUGCCAAGGAGUGAUGGCAAAAUCCUUCACCGCCAGAAACGUGGUUGGAUGUGGAAUCAGUUCUUCCUGCUUGAGGAAUACACAGGAUCUGAUUAUCAAUAUGUAGGGAAGCUUCAUUCAGACCAAGAUAAAGGAGAUGGAUCACUCAAAUAUAUUUUAUCUGGAGAUGGAGCUGGCACACUUUUUAUUAUUGACGAAAAAACAGGUGAUAUUCAUGCCACACGAAGAAUUGACAGGGAGGAAAAAGCCUUUUAUACUCUGCGUGCUCAAGCUAUUAACAGAAGAACUCUGAGGCCAGUAGAACCAGAGUCUGAAUUUGUGAUCAAAAUCCACGAUAUCAAUGACAAUGAGCCAACAUUUCCCGAAGAAAUUUACACUGCCAGUGUUCCUGAGAUGUCCGUUGUAGGAACUUCUGUGGUACAAGUUGCAGCUACCGACGCGGAUGACCCUUCCUACGGGAACAGUGCCCGAGUCAUUUACAGCAUCCUUCAAGGGCAGCCCUACUUCUCGGUGGAGCCUGAAACAGGUAUCAUCAGGACAGCUUUGCCAAACAUGAACAGAGAAAACAGAGAACAAUACCAGGUGGUCAUCCAAGCCAAAGAUAUGGGUGGUCAGAUGGGAGGCUUAUCAGGAACCACCACAGUGAACAUCACGUUGACAGAUGUGAAUGACAACCCGCCUCGCUUCCCUCAGAACACUAUCCAUCUCCGGGUUCUCGAAUCCUCCCCCGUGGGCACAGCUGUUGGAAGUGUAAAAGCGAAUGAUGCUGACAUUGGGAAAAAUGCUGAAGUCGAAUACCGAAUUAUUGAUGGUGAUGGGACAGAUAUGUUUGACAUAAUAACUGAGAAAGACACGCAGGAAGGCAUCAUCACUGUGAAAAAGCCCCUUGACUAUGAAAGCAGAAGGCUUUACACACUGAAGGUGGAGGCAGAGAACACACAUGUGGAUCCACGUUUCUAUUACCUGGGGCCAUUCAAAGACACAACGGUUGUGAAAAUCUCCAUAGAAGAUGUGGAUGAACCUCCUGUUUUCAGCAGAUCUUCCUAUCUCUUCGAGGUGCAUGAAGAUAUUGAAGUGGGCACAAUCAUUGGCACUGUCAUGGCAAGGGACCCAGAUUCCACUGCCAGCCCCAUAAGAUUUUCUUUGGAUCGGCAUACUGACCUUGACAGAAUCUUUAACAUACAUUCUGGGAAUGGAUCACUUUACACAUCAAAGCCACUAGACCGUGAACUAUCUCAGUGGCACAAUCUUACUGUUAUAGCUGCUGAAAUCAAUAAUCCCAAAGAGACAACUCGUGUAGCUGUUUUUGUGAGGAUUUUGGAUGUUAAUGACAAUGCCCCACAAUUUGCUGUUUUUUAUGACACUUUUGUAUGUGAAAAUGCCAGACCAGGACAGCUAUUUUAUCAAGAGAACAGUAUUGCAAUUUUUAUUGUAAAACUGAAAAUGGAACAAAUGGAUUGA